Brassica napus (rape) is the source of this 2027-nucleotide messenger RNA. RefSeq lists its product as uncharacterized. The coding region runs from base 81 to 1835 and encodes 584 amino acids. NCBI's taxonomy places the organism in Eukaryota, Viridiplantae, Streptophyta, Magnoliopsida, Brassicales, Brassicaceae. The transcript is spliced from 11 exons. The record is from RefSeq and is a predicted model, not a curated record.
GGAUUAUGUCAUUUAAGUCUCAUGUACUUUGAGAGAAGAAGCUGAAGUAUAUUUGUUGGAGAAGUUCAUCAUUUCCUGUUAUGGUAAUAACUACCAAACCCCAGACACUUAGGAUGCAUCACUCUCAGCUUUUGAAAUCUAAAUCCAGUUCAUUAUGGGGCACAGGAACCAAGUCAGAGGGUAUAGAAACUUCCCAAGAGUCUACAAGUGGACAAUCUUUUUCAUAUAGAUUCCAACUUGAAGAGGAUGUAAAAAGAUUGCAACUUCAACUCCAAGAAGAAGUAGAGUUGCAUACUUUUUUAGAGAGCCUCUUGGAGAAAGAUCCUUGGGAGCUAUCUUCUUCUUCUUGUAGUGUUCCACAUCCUGCUCAAGAACUUAUUUCCAAUAUAGCCACGCUCGAGACUGCAGUCACGAAGCUCGAGCAAGAGAUGAUGUCACUGAAUUUCCAAAUUAGCCAAGAACGAAAUGAGAGAAGACUAGCUGAAUAUCAUUUAACACAUAUGGCUUCUCCACCAGAUUCUUCUUCUUCCUUGAUAUAUUUGGAUUCUGAAUCACAUCAAUCAGCAGAAGACAGUCCACGUCAAGACCAACCAGUCCAAAACCAAGAAUCUUCUUCUGAGUCAUCUCCCACAGAAUCAACCAAUGAGGUAUUGGACUCAAGUAAUCAAUAUCUUGAGAAGAAGCAAAUGAGAAAGACAAAUGCAAGGAAGCUACCUAGAGGAAUGCCACCUAAGUUCAUGUGGGAUCACCCUAAUCUAUUAUCUGAAGAAAUGGUGAGAUGCAUGAAGAACAUCUUCAUGUCUCUCGCUGAUCCGACAGCAACUUCAAAAGCAUCAUCAAACGAGAGCCAGCUCUCACCGGUGUCAGUAUCACCACGUGGGCAUCUAUCAAGCUCAUCAUCCUGGUGGCCAUCAACAGAACGGUCAAUGAUCUCUUCAUGGGUGCAAAGCCCUCAAAUAGAUAUCCAAAACAACACUGAUGUCUUGGCCACAGGAAACGUCUUUGACCCUUAUAGAGUUCGUGGGAAGCUGAGCUGGGCAGAGAUUGGAAACUACAGUUUGGCGUCAGAGGUUUCUUGGAUGUCUGUUGGGAAGAAACAGUUGGAAUAUGCUUCCGGGGCACUGAGGAAGUUUAGGACACUUGUGGAGCAACUGGCUAGAGUGAACCCAAUUCAUUUGAGCUGCAAUGAGAAGCUAGCUUUCUGGAUUAACCUUUACAACGCGUUGAUCAUGCAUGCUUAUUUGGCUUAUGGUGUCCCAAAAAGCGACUUGAAGCUCUUCUCCUUGAUGCAAAAGGCUGCUUAUACUGUUGGAGGGCACUCAUACACUGCGGCGGCAAUGGAGUAUGUGAUACUGAAGAUGAAACCUCCUACUCACAGGCCACAAAUUGCACUGCUUCUUGCUAUUCACAAGCUGAAAGUAUCAGAAGAACAACGCAAAGCAAGCAUUGAUACUCAUGAACCUCUUCUUGCCUUUGCCUUAAGCUGUGGAAUGUACUCUUCCCCUGCGGUGAGGAUCUACACAGCCAAAGGAGUGAAGGAAGAGCUACUAGAAGCUCAAAGGGAUUUCAUACAAGCAUCUGUUGGGCUGAGCAGCAAAGGGAAGCUCUUGGUACCUAAAAUGAUCCAUUGUUACGCCAAGAGCUUGGUGGAGGAUUCAAACUUGGGGGUGUGGAUAGCGAAGUACCUUCCACCAAAUCAAGCAGCUUUUGUGGAACAGUGCAUCUCUCAGAGAAGACAAAGCCUUCUCCCCUCACGUAACUGUGGAAUACUCCCAUUUGAUUCUCGUUUCAGAUAUCUGUUCCUCCCCGACAACAACAACAACAACUCCUCUUAAGUAAUAAGCUUGUAGAAGUUCUGUUUUGUCUGUAAAAAGCGUGACUGACUUCAUAAGAACCAAGAGCCAUAGGAAGCUGUGUGCAUCAACAUGAUCAUAUUAUUAUUAUUCCCGGCUUAGCUUUGGGGCUUAAUCAGUGUACAUGUUAAAAAAUAAAAUAUAUGUGAAAAGAAUGUGGUUGAAAGUGUUAAA